This is a messenger RNA of Monoraphidium neglectum, 2073 nucleotides long. Its product is annotated as Cytoplasmic dynein 2 heavy chain 1. The transcript has 14 exons. Gene Ontology annotation, biological process: microtubule-based movement. Gene Ontology annotation, cellular component: dynein complex. NCBI's taxonomy places the organism in Eukaryota, Viridiplantae, Chlorophyta, Chlorophyceae, Sphaeropleales, Selenastraceae. Bases 1 to 2073 code for a protein of 690 amino acids. Gene Ontology annotation, molecular function: minus-end-directed microtubule motor activity; dynein intermediate chain binding; dynein light intermediate chain binding. The record is from RefSeq and is a predicted model, not a curated record.
AUGACCGCCCUGCGCCAGGUGGAGGUGCGCGUCGUGCUGCGAGGCGGCCGGCCGUGCCUGGACCCGCCCGUCGAGGAGCUGCGGCUGCGGCACUACUCAGAGCACCUGGGGUCCUUUUUGGGGCUGCCCGCGAAGAUGAAGGGUGUGAGCGACCUGAGUGAGCGCCCCGGCUUCUUCAGAUGGGUCGCCGACGCAGACCCCGACGCGAUCGCAAAGGUGUACGAUGCGUCGGAGACGCUGCUUUCGCGUUUGUCAGACGAGGCCAAGAAGCUGGCAGAGUGGGCCGCCCUUGGCUGGGCCGAGGCCGCCGCCGGCGGGUCCGAGGCGCUCGAGGCGCUGGUGGAGGCGCAGUGCUCCGAGGUUGAGGAGUUCGAGGCCAACCUGCGGGGCCUCAAGGCAGCUUCCAGGGACCUGGAGCGCCUGCCUCCUGAGAUCCGCCUUGACUGCUACCGCCUCUCCACUGGCCCCUUCUGGGCGGGCGUCGAGGAGGGGGUGCGGCGCCUCAGGGGCGCCCUGGGUGCCGUGCUGCGGCGCAAGGCCGUGGCGGAGCGCCAGGCGAUGGAUGACUUUGUGACCCAGGGCGAGGCGCUGCUCGCGCUGGCCCCCUCGAGUGCGGAGGAGAUCGGCCGCGCGGGGCGCGAGGCGCGGGCGCUGGUGGCAAGGCUCGGGGAGGUUGCGAGGCUGCGCCAGCGCGUCGAAGAAAAGAACCGCCUGCUGCGCCAGCUGGCGGCCUCCGCGUCCUCGGCGGCGGCGGCGUCCCUGUCGGGCUCGCUGGCGGGCGGCGGCGGCGCCGCCGUGGUGGACCUGUCCGCGGUGACGCAGCGCUGGGACGGCUUCACGGCGGCGCUGCAGCAGUACGACGCGCACCUGGAGUCACAGCGCGCCCGGCUGCAGGCCGAGGUGGCGCGGCGGGCCGCAGACUUCAGGGGGGACGUCGCGGGCUUUGCCUCCAGGUGGGAGGCGCUGCGGCCGCGCGGCGGCCCUGGUGGCAACCCUGCAAUUAUCCUCGCGCAGCUGGAAGGCAUGUGGGCGCAGCUGCAGGAGAUGAAGGACGCGGCCGCCAAGCACGCACAGAACCCCUACCACAUCGGCACCUCCUGGGGACCAACUAACGCCGUCCUCUUCAACUGUUUUUGCACCCAGGAGUGUGAGGCGCUGGGCGUGGACGCACCCGCCUUCCAGGAGCUGGAGGACCUGGCCGCGGACGUGGCGGCCGCACGCGCCAGCUGGGGGCGGUACGCCGAGUUCCUGCGGGAGCGGGACGAGCUGGCGCACAGGGACUGGCUAUCCAUGCGCGACCAGGUCUGGAAGAUCGAGGACUUCCUUGCAAAAUGGGAGGCGGUCGCAUCCGCGGGCGCAGCCCCCACGAAAGGCGGCGGCGGCGCCGCCCCCGCGGCGGGCGGCCCUAAAGGCGGCCCGUCGGACGCGGCGGCGGCGGAGGCCAUUGCGUCGGUCUUGCUGCGGGAGGUUGACUCAUACAGGCGCUGCCUGCCGCACCUCAAGUCCUGCAUGCGCGGCGCCGGCUGGGAGGACACCCACUGGGGCCAGCUGUUCGCAUUGCUGGGGUUCAAGGCGGGGGCGCUGUUCAAGGAAACGGUCACCCUGGCCCACUUCUUGGACAAGGCGGACGCCGUCGCCGCGGCCGCGGAGGCCAUACGCGCCCUCGAUGCACAGGCUCAGGGAGAGGCGGUCAUCCGCAAGGCCCUGACCGAGCUGCGCCUCUGGGGCCUCACCCGCGAGUUCUCGUUCGCAGACCCCAAACCCGACGCCCCGUCCGCAACGCCGGCGCCCGGCAAGCCGCCGGCGGCGGCGCCGCACGCCAGGGCAGCUAGCAGCGGCGGCGGCGGGGGCGGCGGCGGCGGCGGUGUGGCGCUGAUCAAGGGUUGGGGGGAGGUGCUGGGUGAGGUGUCAGACCACCAGGCGCUCGUGGGCAGCCUGAGGCAGAGCGCAUACUACUCAUUGUUCAAGGACGAGGCGUCCGCCUGGGAGUCCAAGCUGGUGCUGCUGCAGGAGGGCCUCUCCUCCCUCGCGGCCCUCCAGCGCAAGUUGGGGGCGGGGGCGCAGGGCGUGUAA